CACACUUUCACACACUCUGAAUCACAGCCUGGGGCAAAAGAAGUCUCAGGUGGGGUGUUUAACCAGUUCUGAACUUCUUACUUAUAAGAUCCGGUUUGGUUGUCCACAACCUAAAAACACACUCUGAGCCACAUCUUUGCUGCAUUUUUUAAAUGUUUUAUCCAGUUUUUUUAUUUCUCUGCAGGAUCAUACCGCAGAGAUUCAGUUCAACAACACAGAUCACAUUCUUAUCUCUGUGUCCCUGCAAACAGAGACCCUAAUAACACCAGCUGUAUUUAUUCAUGCAGUCUGAUCGGUUCUUGCAGCGCUUGGAGAAGGAUUUAUUAGUGCUGUUGAUAUUAAAGGAUUGGUGGGUUUAAAAACCCAGUUGAAAAUGGAUUGUUUAUGAAUUCAGUUGAAAAACAGUAGAUGUAAGUGCAGCUCUGCGCAUUGAAUGACCUAAACUCUAUUGUCCCAUUUCCACUGGCUCUAUUCAGCCCGGCUCCGCUCCACUCAGCUCGCUUUGCAAGUUUUCCAUUACUGUUUUUUUCUGUACCAGUACCUAGUUUUCUGGUCCCUGCUCCUGAGCAGGUACGACCGGGGCUGAGUCGGGACUACAUCUGACUACAUCUACAUCUGAGGCGGCUCGCUGUAUUUAAUUAACUACUUAAAUCAGCUGAUCACACAUAAAAUCUGCUGUUCAGAUGCACAGACAUUUACCCCCAAAAUACACCAAACAAUACUACCAUGAAACAGCGUGUUUGGUUUGGAAAUGUAUUAAUGUUCCUUAAGCGAACCAGCGUCUGCAGGAGGAGGGAGCAGCCAGAGAGCAGCUGCCCGUAAUCAGACUAAUUUCAUCGAAUAUCCAACUUAAAACCAACUUCACUGCAGUCAAAAGUCUGCAGUUUUGUGCUCUAAAGUCCUUGUCCUCGUUAAUGCCAUGGCCAAAACUACCUCAUAAAGCCCAACAUUUUUACUUCUUCAGGCAAACUCUGGAGCUUCACCAGUCCAGACAGCAGCAUCUCUCCUCUCCGCCGCCACAUCCCAUCGUCACACCUCUGAUGAAGACGGACAUUUUGUGUUGAAACAUGUCAUCACCAACAGCGCACUACACUGACGGCUGGAGACGGGUCUUCAAGCCAUAGCUCCAGCCAUCAGUGGGUCUGUGGAAACACAACAGGUUCUGUAGAGCGAACCCGAGUGCAGUGGAGCGGAGCCACAGCGCCAGUAGAAAAGGGGCAAAUGAUGGGCAUUUUAAAAUUAAACAAAGGGAAGAAAAGAGAAAGAGAGCUUACGUUAUACCUGAGGUAGUUCGACUUGUUACUGUUGAAGCUUUGUUUCCCGGGUUUAUCGGAGUCUGCUUUAUUGCCAUGUUUAUACAGACAAAACAAGGAAGUUGACUCCGGUACACUUUGGUUAAUGGUUUCAAGUUUGGCAGAACAAAAGAGUUUUAAACUUCUUGCUUACAGCAGCGGUGAAAAUGCGAAGAACUCGUUCAGAGCAAACCCUAGCACCAGUUCAGCACUGGGAACCGGUUCAUGCUGCUAUCUGGACUGGUAAAAAACCUGCUUGCUGUGUUUAUACUGCAAGUGGCAGAAAUUUGCUUGCAGCUGUUAAAAUCAUCCUUUUACAGAAUGAUCGGCUGGGCUGAUUUCCACUUGACCAAUCAGUUAAUUUUCCAGUUCAUAGCUGCUCUGUACAUGUAAAUGUAUGAAUCUCCACGGUUGCCUUUGAAAGAUGCUCCGUGGCGGUUUAAUUUUAUUCAUUGUAAUUUAACAUCGUCGGUUCUCAGAUCACACAGCUCCUUCACACAGGAAGGUGAUCAUAAUGUGGAUUAAUCUUCCACAUGGUCUCCUAUGCCUCCUCACCUCCAGUGUCGUCUUGUGUCUGAGCAGCAGUUGGAGAAGAGUCUGCAGCAGUUUGGUGAACGAUGGGACCUGAACCCUGGAGACGGAGCUUUCUACGGACCAAAGAUCGACAUCCAGAUUAAAGAUGCGAUUGGCCGACAACACCAGUGUGCCACAAUCCAGCUCGACUUCCAACUGCCCAUCAGAUUCAAUCUUCAGUAUGCCGGACGAGACGGACAGCUGCACAGACCAGUGAUGAUCCACAGAGCUGUACUGGGGUCACUGGAGAGAAUGAUCGCUAUACUGGCUGAAAACUUUGGAGGCAAAUGGCCUCUGUGGUUGUCUCCAGCUCAGAUCAUGGUGAUUCCUGUAGGGGGCAACAGUGAGUCAUACGGCAGACAGGUGGUCGAGCAGUUCCACGAAGCUGGCUUCAUGGUGGAUUUAGACGAUCAGGGGGCAACCUUGAAUAAGAAGAUUCGCUCCGCUCAGCUGGCCCAGUACAACUACAUAUUUGUGGUGGGUGAUAAGGAGCGUGAGAGUGGAGCAGUGAAUGUUAGGAGCAGAGGGGGUAAACAGCUGGGCAGCAGACAGACAGAGGAGGUGCUGAGGUCCCUCAUACAUCUACGAGACACCAGGAGCAACCAAAACGAGUUUUAAUGUGGGAUUGUUUGCUGGAAUAGAUCAUGGCUUCAUUGUCUGUUUUGUUACUUUGCCUUUCUUAUAAAUGUGAAUGCUAUCGAUUAUAAUAAAAGUACAUUAACACUGA
Molecule: messenger RNA, 2592 nt
Organism: Girardinichthys multiradiatus
Lineage: Eukaryota; Metazoa; Chordata; Actinopteri; Cyprinodontiformes; Goodeidae
Product: threonine--tRNA ligase 1, cytoplasmic-like
Exons: 6
Coding region: 1836-2483 (215 amino acids)
Biological process (GO): threonyl-tRNA aminoacylation
Cellular component (GO): cytoplasm
Molecular function (GO): threonine-tRNA ligase activity; ATP binding
Source: RefSeq, a predicted model, not a curated record